Molecule: messenger RNA, 2029 nt
Organism: Musa acuminata AAA Group (dessert banana)
Lineage: Eukaryota; Viridiplantae; Streptophyta; Magnoliopsida; Zingiberales; Musaceae
Exons: 3
Coding region: 603-1862 (419 amino acids)
Source: RefSeq, a predicted model, not a curated record
CUUCUCACAGUUUCUUGUUGGGACCUAAAAAUCGAUCCUCCUCCUGUGACACUACGAGAUCUGCACACAUCUCAAGUAUCCUUUUUCCCGAUCUGAACAAAUGUCACCUUUCGUUCCUUCGAAAUCAUUUUUGAGACGGAAAAGGCGACACCUUCAUCUCCGGUCACGAGCCGAGCCGGUCUUCGAGUAGAAAUCUCGAGUGACAAUUCCACUGUGAUGCUUUGACUUUUCCCAAAAGGAAGUUGACAAUACAGCCUUUGAGGCUCCACUUUACUCAUUCCUUUUUUAUAAUCGAUCAAUUGCCUCACGGGGGAUUCGCCAUGGACGAAGCUUUGCGCUGCUCUAAUUCCCUGUUUUCUCUACUCGGAUUCUGGCGUCGGUGUUCGGUCGCUCAAAGUUUGGUUUUUUUCCCAGUGUUAUGUUCAUCUGAAGUGUCAAAGUUGGAUCUUGGCUUCUGAGUUUUGUUAUUUGGGGAUUUGGAGCCUAGGGUUACAGUCCCUUCGAAUUCCUCGGAUAAAGCUUCUAGGGUUUCAUUCGCCUGAGAAAUCUCAAUUCCGGGUUUCAAUCUUGCUUCGGAAUCCAUUCAGCUCUUGCGUAGAGAAAUGGACCAACCCUUUUCAACCACCUUGAAAUCUCUUCCCCCCACCGUUGAUUCCGUGAAACCAAGCUUGGAUACCAUCAUCAACAACUCCAACACUUACGCCGGCGAAUUUAGCCCCGAGGGAUCUGUUGGUUUUCUUGAUGUUUUUGUUCACCAAGCUCGUGACAUACACAACAUAUGCAUCUACCACAAGCAGGAUGUUUACGCCAAGAUCUGCCUCACCAGCGACCCUGAUGUUACUGUCUCGACCCAAAUCAUCAACGGCGGAGGGCGCAACCCGGUCUUCAAUGAUAAUCUCCGCCUCCGCGUGCGGACGGUGGAGUCAUCGCUGAAAUGUGAGAUUUGGAUGCUUAGCAAGGUGAAGAACUACCUUGAAGACCAGCUGCUGGGUUUCGCACUGGUGCCGCUUGCCGAUGUCCUUGUGGCCAAUGGCAAGCUGGUGCAGGAGUUUUCCCUCUCAUCCACUGAUCUUUUCCAUUCCCCAGCUGGUUUCAUCCAAUUGUCUCUCACUUAUGUUGGUGCAUCGCCGGACGUCAUGGCCCUUACUGCGGCACCGAAAUCAAUGGCUCCUGAUGCCACAUUGCCGGAUGCAGAAAAUGAGGACAACAUUCCCUGUGAGUAUGAGAAAAUCGAAUUCCCUGACCUGAAAGUUGUCAACGAGAACCAGAUGAUGAUUUCAGAGUAUUAUGGGAUGCAAUGCACCAGCAUGGAGACACAGUGUUCCGAGAGCUUGGUCACUCCAGAGAAUGGCAACUGUUCGAAUGAGGAAGCAGGGGUUCGUCUUGUCGAGAGCUUCUCCUCUGCUGUUACUAGUUUAGAUCCAACUAGUAGUCGCAAGAUUGACACUCCUGUGAGCAAUGGUUCAACUACCGAGUCUACUUAUGUGCUUUCAGCCGUAUCUUCUUCUACCUCCCAUGCUCUCUCUGCCACGGUAUCAUCUCCCAGCCCGGAACACAAAAGCCCACAAGUCACAGAAGGUGAGGCUGAUUCUUCUGCACAGCCAAACGAUACAAUUAUGAAGCCAAUCAUCAACAUAAACGUCGAGCCAGAGCAAACAGUGGUGCAGCAGGACAUCGUCGAUAUGUACAUGAAAAGCAUGCAGCAGUUUACAGAGUCACUGGCCAACAUGAAACUCCCUAUGGAUGUUGAUGAUAAUUCUGCAACUGCACAAACUGAUGAAACAGUUAGUUCAGACAAGAAGCUGCCGCCGUCAAAGGGGACUGGUUCAAGAGUCUUCUAUGGGAGUAGAGCAUUCUUCUGAUCUUACACCCGUCAAGGAUUUGCAGAUGACUCUUAGAGUAGUUCAGAUAUAGUUGACUGUGUGCAUGACAAACUUGCUGUUAAUGUUAUGUUCUUGACGAACUUGCUGUAAUCAGAUAUCAAGUAUCCUUAUAUACUAACAAAAUAGAUCUUAUCUUCUUAUGAUUA